This is a messenger RNA of Camelus dromedarius (Arabian camel), 3271 nucleotides long. It is a transcript of the gene DAPK3, whose product is annotated as death associated protein kinase 3. The coding region runs from base 185 to 1549 and encodes 454 amino acids. Gene Ontology annotation, biological process: positive regulation of apoptotic process; intracellular signal transduction; protein phosphorylation. Gene Ontology annotation, molecular function: ATP binding; protein serine/threonine kinase activity. The transcript is spliced from 9 exons. Lineage: Eukaryota; Metazoa; Chordata; Mammalia; Artiodactyla; Camelidae. The record is from RefSeq and is a predicted model, not a curated record. Gene Ontology annotation, cellular component: nucleus; cytoplasm.
GGCAGCCGAAGCGGCGGCGCCCGAGGACGCGGCGGCGGCCAGCGCGGCUGAGGGGCCGGUCCGUGGUGCGGGGCCGAGGAGGGUGCGGAAUGGGCUCGGUCUGAGGGUCACAGCUAGAGGAUUCCCCGGGCCACUGUGACAGUUUUCACUGGAGUGGAAGGUGCUGGAAGGCAGACCGGCCACCAUGUCCACAUUCAGGCAGGAAGAUGUGGAAGACCACUAUGAGAUGGGGGAGGAGCUGGGCAGCGGCCAAUUUGCGAUUGUGCGGAAAUGCCGGCAGAAGGGCACCGGGAAGGAGUAUGCAGCCAAGUUCAUCAAGAAGCGCCGCCUGUCGUCCAGCCGGCGGGGUGUGAGCCGGGAGGAGAUCGAGCGGGAGGUGAACAUCCUGCGGGAGAUCCGGCACCCCAACAUCAUCACGCUGCACGACAUCUUUGAGAACAAGACUGACGUGGUGCUCAUCCUGGAGCUGGUCUCGGGCGGGGAGCUCUUCGACUUCCUGGCCGAGAAGGAGUCCCUGACGGAAGACGAGGCCACUCAGUUCCUCAAGCAGAUCCUGGACGGCGUCCACUACCUGCACUCCAAGCGCAUCGCCCACUUCGACCUCAAGCCAGAGAACAUCAUGCUCUUGGACAAGAACGUGCCCAACCCGCGGAUCAAGCUCAUUGACUUCGGCAUCGCCCACAAGAUCGAAGCAGGGAACGAGUUCAAGAACAUCUUCGGCACCCCAGAGUUUGUGGCUCCCGAGAUUGUCAACUACGAGCCCCUGGGUCUGGAGGCAGACAUGUGGAGUAUCGGCGUCAUCACCUAUAUCCUCUUGAGCGGCGCAUCCCCGUUCCUGGGCGAGACCAAGCAGGAGACCCUGACUAACAUCUCGGCCGUGAACUACGACUUUGACGAGGAGUACUUCAGCAACACCAGCGAGCUGGCCAAGGACUUCAUCCGCCGGCUGCUCGUCAAAGACCCCAAGAGGAGGAUGACCAUCGCCCAGAGCCUGGAGCAUUCCUGGAUCAAGGCCAUCCGGCGGCGGAACGUGCGGCGGGAGGACAGCAGCCGGAAGCCAGAGCGGCGGCGCCUGAAGACCGCCCGCCUCAAGGAGUACACCAUCAAGUCGCACUCGAGCAUGCCCCCCAACAACACCUACAUCAACUUCGAGCGCUUCUCCAAGGUGCUGGAGGAGGUGGCAGCGGCUGAGGAGGGCCUGCGUGGGCUCGAGCACAGCCGACGCCUGUUCCACGAGGACAUCGAGGCGCUGACAGCCAUCUACGAGGAGAAGGAGGCCUGGUACCGUGAGGAGAACGAGAGCAUCGGCCAGGACCUGCGGCGGCUGCGGCAGGAACUGCACAAGACCGAGGCGCUCCAGCGGCAGGCGCAGGAGGAGGCCAAGGGCGCCCUGCUGGGGGCCCGCGGGCUCAAGCGCCGCUUCAGCCGCCUGGAGAGCCGCUACGAGGCGCUGGCCAAGCAGGUGGCCUCAGAAAUGCGGUUUGUGCAGGAUCUGGUGCGCGCCAUGGAGCGGGAGAAGCUGCAGGGUGGGGAGUGCAGCCUCCGCUAGGGCCUCCUGGGGUAUGCGGUGUCCCGCAGCUCUGGGUGGCGCCCCCAUCACCCUGGUGUGGCUCUCCCUGGAGGGCCCGCAGGCUGGAGGCUGACUUGGGAAGAGCGCUGGUCUGGAAUGCACUUCGCGGGGCCCAGGAAUUCACGGCCGACGGGAGGACCUUGGCUCGGCUCUGCCCCGGGAGGACGUGCUGGUCUGGCCUCUGCAGAGCCUGCGUCCCCCCCCCAGCUCAGCCCCUCUGUCCUGCAACUCAACUCUGGGGGCUUCUGGGCCAGUGUCCCCUCAGGAACUCUGAAUUCUGUGAGGAGUUGACAUCUCCAGUAUGGAACUGGCCACAGUGGACACAGAUGCCUCACACCUGGGGGUGUCAGCGUGGCAGCCUUUGUGCCCAGGGCUUGGGCCAGCAGCUUCAGGCCCUCCAUGUGACCCAAGUGCAUGGAGCCUUGGGGAGGGCCUCUGAGUGCCCGGGCUCGCCCCAGGGCUCAGAAUUGAUGGGCUCCUGCUGGACACCCCAGCUCCUCUUCUGCAGACAGGAGGCUGCUCCUCCCGGGUCAGUGGUGGAGGUGGCCUCUGAGCCCGGCCCUUCAGAUCCCUAGCCCCUCACAUUGUCCCCAGCCUGGGGCAGGGCACCAGGGCCAGAGCUGAGAUGACCCAGCCCUCAAGGAGCUGUUGGUCUGGGGUAGUACUGGGGAGACCGUGUGGCAGGCACAGUGCCAGAAUGCAGUAGAGAAAACAGCUAGCUGCAAAGGGGGUCUCCACUCCCCCCCGUGAGGCGGGCCCACUGGGGGCCAGGCGGGGAAGAGCUGCGGCUGCCCGCGGCCCUCCCCAGUGGGGCAGGCUGUGGAGCCAUCCUCUCUCCAGCUCCCCGACAGCACAGAGCCCCUGACUCACCAGAGCCAUCAGUGAGGGUCCCACCCUUGCCUCUUCCCCUGCCCCAUCUCGCUGUCUCCUCCAGGGCUGCCUUGGGAACCAUUAGGGCUUCAGGCCAGCAGCUCUCGUGUGGGCUCCGUGGAGUAAUUGCUAGAGGCCCAUGUUCCCAGUGUCCCCUCCCUAGAGAGCCCCAGGGACCCUUACAACCACCUCCCUGCCCAUGCUCCAUGCUGUCCCGUGCAUGGAGCAUCCCGUUCCACUGCCUCCCCAGUGUUUGCAGGAACACGCCUGUGGGAGGACCCUGGGAGAGCGUGCCCUGGACCAGAGGGUUAAGGGGGUUGAGCGAGCAGUUCCGCAGUGUGCCACUAGGUGCUGCCCUUGAGCGGCAUUUGCACCCCAGAGGAAGUGCCAGGCUUCAAUGAAACGUGGGUCCCUGGCCUGUGGCUGCCCUGAACUUGGAAUUCUCUGUUGCUGGUUGUGUUAAUCAAGGGAUCCUGUGCAGCAUCCCCUUAGCCCAAGAGGAGUCCUCGGGAUGGAGGUCAACUCCAGCCGAGUGCAAGGAGGAGCUGGGCAGGUGGGCGGGUACUCCAGCUGUGGCCCUGGUUGGGGCUCAGGUCACAGAACCCUGCAGGACCGAGGAGGGCGUUGGAACCUAGCUGUGGGGCUGGCAAAGCCUUUGGUGGGGUGGGCCCGCUGUAUCCCCCUCAGGACCUCCAUUGUAUGACAUGCAUGUCUCUAAGCAUGUGCCUGCUUAGAAAAGGGAAAUAAAGCCUGGCUUCCCGGCGUCCAGCUGUUCUCUGCUCAGGCCGGGGCAGGGACAGCCAGCCUUGGUGGUCACCUGGUGUCACAGCC